Molecule: messenger RNA, 483 nt
Organism: Penicillium odoratum
Lineage: Eukaryota; Fungi; Ascomycota; Eurotiomycetes; Eurotiales; Aspergillaceae
Exons: 3
Coding region: 1-483 (160 amino acids)
Source: RefSeq, a predicted model, not a curated record
AUGUCGUCUCCUUCGACUAGCCCGAUCAAAACCCCUUCUAAGAGGGGCCGUCCUAAGGCUUCUGGCUCGAAGCCCGCGACUCCCAAGCUACCUCGUGACGAAGAUCUUCAAGAUGCGAAGGCUCUCGUCAACAUGCUCAAGUCAUUUGACAGCCAGCAGAAGAAGGUUGACCUGACUGAAUUCGCUGCUCUGAUGAGGUACAAGAAUGUCCGAUCCGCUGGAAACACCUACAAUCGAUUGCGCAAGACUCACGGACUAAAGGUCGAGGCGUUCUCAGUCCGCCCCAAGGACUCGGGGAAAAUUACCAAGUCUACUCCUACCAAGUCUCGUUCUGUGAAGGGAGCGGCCAAAGCUGAGCUCUCCGAGGAUGAGGAGGAGGCUCGUGCUUUUGACGAGGGCGUUAUCUUUGAUGAUGACGAAGAGACCAGCGCUAAGGAGUCUAGCGAGGGUCUUAAUGAGGGAGAGGCUCAGGAUGAAGCUUAA